This is a messenger RNA of Coregonus clupeaformis (lake whitefish), 1970 nucleotides long. Its product is annotated as transmembrane protein 116-like. Gene Ontology annotation, molecular function: G protein-coupled receptor activity. The transcript has 11 exons. The record is from RefSeq and is a predicted model, not a curated record. Gene Ontology annotation, cellular component: plasma membrane. Gene Ontology annotation, biological process: adenylate cyclase-activating G protein-coupled receptor signaling pathway. NCBI's taxonomy places the organism in Eukaryota, Metazoa, Chordata, Actinopteri, Salmoniformes, Salmonidae. The coding region runs from base 487 to 1623 and encodes 378 amino acids.
UGAAUGGGCAACACGAAAGAUUGAGUGCCUUUGAAUGGGGUGUGGUUGUAGGUGCUAGGCGCACCGGUUCUUAAUGUUUUGUGCACUCAGUGAAUAUUUUUCACACUGAUGCAGCUUAUUUUUGUCAUGGCCAUGGUUAUUGUAGGGUAAAGUGGUGACUUUAAAUGAAAACAACAAGGGUUAAUAGGCUACGGGAUGUUCCCUAAUGGAAAUGAUAACAUUAUGAAACCAGCCAUGAUGAAUGGCUACACAUGUUGCGGUCAUGUGACGAAGCAUAAACCGGUUAGGUCAAAUGGAGAGUGAGCGCGCCCUGCGUUCUAUGUGUUGUUCGGCUACUGUACAACGACUUCAGUGUUGGAUCCGUGCGUGUCUAGGUUACUCAGCCUAAAUCACAACUAGUCUCUGUUGUUUUAAACUGGCUGAAUGUUUUGGGAACGACAUAUAUAUAUAUUCUGCACUUGAGUUAAGUAUUAGAAUUGAAAAAACAUGUUAAAUUUCGUCUUGCAUGAUGUCUCAAACAACACGGAGCAAAACACAACAACGCCUGAGGACUGGACUGUUGUGUACUUUGCAGUCAGAUGGAUCCAGUUGAUUAUGGCAGUGCUAAGCAUUGUCGGUUCAGGUUCCAUAAUUGUUUAUGCAACUUUCCAACACCUCAUAAGGACACCUGAGAUGCAGCCAUUGUUCUUACUGAGUGUGACAGACUUGCUGCUGGCAGUCAGCUGGCUGAUAGGAGCAGUACUGUUCACCCAGGACUGUGGUAGCCAUGCCACCUGCUACAACCUACACAUCGUUGAACAGAUGCUGUAUAUGACCUCGUUCUUCUACACAUUGAACUACGUAUGGACCCUCUACUCUGGGCUAAAUAACAAAUUCUACAGGAGCCUUAAUGGAUACCCAGCCCAAUGCGUCACCAAACUGAGCACUUUCAGCAAGAUUGCUGCAGUCCUGUCAUGUGUCCUCCCCGUGCUGCUGAUGCUACCAGUGUUUGUAACAGGAAACAUGGACCACUGUUACACAAACUUCAGCCAGCCUUACAAGUGCCUUCUAAUGCACACGGAGGCACUCUUCAUGUCUACUGACUUCAACCAGAUGGAGGUGGACUCAGCUUGCCACCUGCUACACAUGUACAGUAUUGCUGUCUUCCUGGCAGCCUUCCUCCUCACCUUUGUUGGCAUUGUGGUGCUCAUGGGAAAAGCCCGCACUGUUUACAGACGUUGUGUGACCUCUAGUGGUUUCCUAGGCGACAGGCAGUGGGCGUCGCUUCGUGUUCUGGACCGACACAUGCUCCUCUACCCCUCUGUCUUCCUCUUCUGUUGGGGCCCAGCCGUCUUCCUGGCAGCCAUGAUUCUGUACAACCUGAAAUCAGUGGAGGGAGUUGUGGGCGUCGUUCUGUACAUCUUACAGGCCUUCACCUCAUCCUCUCAAGGCCUUCUGAACUGUGUGGUGUACGGCUGGACACAGAGACACUUCCGCUCAGCUAGCAAAGAUGCUCUAAGGGACAUGGACACCCAGACGCCACUUCUGAGAUCUCAGAAGAAAGGCUAUAAAACUCUAUGGUCAACACCAUCCCCCGAAGCAGAUGAUAUAGGAGAACCUGGUAUUCUACCGACCCCACAUUAACUUAUUAAGGCAGUUGUGAAACUGGCAAAAUAAACUAAACAAAACCUUUUGUGCCAGACUGGGAGUGUGACAGUUUGGUUUAGAAUCUUGGGGACAGUACCUUGGGAAGCACCUGGUAUACCAAUGAAGCAAGAAUACCCAAGGCUGUACACAAGGGACAGCAGGGUCGAACCAGACAGAGGCUGAACCGCUGAGGCGUGAAAAAAGGAAGAACCAGGGAAUUUACAAUGAGAGGAAGAGCAGCUCUGAAACAGGAUCUGAGAGCUCUGCUUUAUAAUAUAAUAAUAAUAAUAAUGCCAUUUAGCAGACGCUUUUAUCCAUAGCGACUUACAGUCAUGCGUGCAUAC